AUGAAUGAUAAAGUCAAUAAUAAUUCAUUUCCCAUAUGUAUUUUAUACUUUAUUGGACAAUUAUUGUAUUCAAAACAUAGUUCACAUGUUAAUAAAGUGGUGUCAUGGCUAAAUUGCUUAAAUAAAUAUUUUGAAAAAAGGAAGUAUGGAGUGUUAGAUGUUGAAGAAUCUAUUUUUAUGUUAUUAUUUAAUAAUCAUGAGCUAUUAUCACAGAGGAAUAAUAUAAUAUUUGUCAAUGCCUGUGAAUUUGAAGCUUAUCAUUAUAAGUGGGUUGUAAUAAAUUUUUAUAGCAGAAAAAGACGACACAAAAGAAUAUUCCUCAUAGUGCCAUCAGUUUUGGUUCCUUCAAAAACAUUUGUAGUCACUAAUGUUGCUCUGUUUAAUUUAAAGUCUUCAUUAGCUGUGAAUCACCUGUACCUUCUAGAAGUUUAUUUUGAAAUAGAGCAAUGCAUAGAUAAUUUCUUUCCUCCUGAAGCCAAGAAAGUUGCUGUGAGUCUUGUUAAUGAUAAUCUGUUCUUACCUACUGGUAUGCUUACUAAAGUUGUUGCCAAUUUUCUGAAAUAUCCAAGAUACAUACUUCCUGAAGAUAUCUGCUGCAUAAAUUUACGAUUAUAUAUGGAUGAGUAUCAAUACGGGUAUUUAUAUUUCAAGGUGUCUCAAAUUGAAGCUGACAAAUGUACAGAUAAUUUUGACAUGUAUGCUCUAACAGAAGCAACAUCUUUGUAUGAUGAAGCUGCUCAAACUUGCUACUGCCCACCUAAGGAAUGGGAGUUGAUUAAUUAUAAGAAUAUUGGUUCCAUAAUUACUGUUUUACCUCUAGGCCUUGAACAGUACUAUUGUCAGAUUUUAAAGUGGUUUUGUCCAUUUUUUAUUCAUAAUAUCUAUGAGCUGAAACCUGUGUUUGUAAUCAAUGGUUCCAGUGGGGUUGGUAAAAAUGUAUUACUGCAUGCUGUCAGCAAAAGGUUGGGUGUAAAUUACAAGAAGAUUGAUUGUAAUAAUAUCAUAUCUAAUACUGUGACUCAAAUCAAAUCCAAUGUACUUCAUGCUUUUAAGGAAGGUAAAAGUUCCUCACCUGUUAUUCUGCAUUUCAGUCAUGCUGAGUUACUUUCCACUGAAGCUGGAGGAAACGAUCCUGAUCAAGUUGCAGAAGCUUUCUCUGAAAAUAUAAAAAACAUUAACCCGCAAGAUAAAAUAGUAGUUGUAUUCUCCUGUUCUACUCUUGACUCUCUAGGCAUCCCAUUCAUUAAUUUAUCUCUUCAGACAUUAAACAUAGAUAACCCAAAUGAAAAUGAAAGGAAGCUCAUGAUAACUUGGCUUGCUCAUCGUCUUCCUGUGCCAAUAAAAAGUAACAUUAUCACAUUUUUGACUACAGAAUCAAAAUCUUUCAAUCUUGCUGACCUUAAUAGAGUUUUAUUUCUAUCCAAUAAAAGAAGGAUCGAAUGCAAUGAUUCUGAUACAAUUGAGAAACAUCAUAUUAAAUGGUUUUUAGAUGAUAGAAAAGAUAAAGGUAAAAUUGCUGAAGUUGAGUGGGAAGAUGUAGGAUGUGUUGAUAAACUUAAAAGGGAAGUUUUGGGAUCAUUGAUGUCUUCAAAAUUCAUCCCCGGGCUGGAAAGGCGAGGACUCCUUCUGCAUGGACCACCAGGAACUGGCAAGACAUUGUUGGCGAGAGCAGUUGCUUCUCAGUGUAAUCGAACUUUUAUACCAGUCAAAGGUCCAGAGCUUCUGAACAUGUAUGUUGGCCAAAGUGAAGCUAAUCUUAGGCAAGUAUUUGCUAGAGCACGUGAAGCAUCUCCAUCCAUUCUAUUUUUUGAUGAACUAGAUUCCUUAGCCCCUAAUAGGGGUAAUAAAUCUGAUUCUGGUGGAGUGAUGGACAGGGUGGUUUCGCAACUACUAGCAGAAAUGGAUGGUCUUGAAAAUAAUGCUGAUGUAUUCAUUCUAGCAGCCACCAAUAGACCUGACUUGAUUGAUCCUGCUCUUCUCCGUCCUGGCAGGUUUGACAAAAUGUUAUAUAUUGGACCUUGCGAAGACAACAAUUCUAAAGAAAAAGUAAUGAAAGCAAUUACUAGAAAGUUUAUUCUCAGUGAUGAUGUCGAAAUUACUGAUUUGAUUUACAUGCUACCAAAACAGAUUACAGGUGCUAGUAUGUACGGUAUUUGUUCUUCCGCCUGGAUGGAAGCAGCUAGAGAAAUAAUAAAUGAUCCUAAUUUACCUAAGGACUCAAGGGUAGUAGUAAGGAAACAUCAUUUUGAAAAUGCAAUAUUAACUAUGAAAAGCUAA
Molecule: messenger RNA, 2277 nt
Organism: Nezara viridula (southern green stink bug)
Lineage: Eukaryota; Metazoa; Arthropoda; Insecta; Hemiptera; Pentatomidae
Source: the annotation of a GenBank genome assembly